GCGUUGACUCCUUGAAUUUCUCCAAAGCGGUGAUAACCGUCGCUGUUUCUAUGCAAAGGUUACAGCACCAAAAAACACACGGAGAAAGCCCAUGGAAUGAUACGUGCCACAUGUGCCAUACAAUUGAUGCGAGCAACUAUAACAAAGCUUUGUCUUGCCACAUUUCCUACAAAUAAUUUUCCCCUUUGGACUUGUUGUCUCCUUUGUUUAGAAGAAAGUCAUCCACGUUGAUUCCCGUAUUGAGCAUCCUACAAUGCACGCUAAAGAUUGGUUCCUCGUGUUUAUAUCCUUCUUCCUCCCACCUGUUGCUGUUUUCAUCAAGAGAGGAAUCUCUGUUGAUUUUUGGAUAAACAUCCUUUUGUUCUUGCUCGGGUUCUUCCCAGGUUUGGUUCAUGCCCUAUACAUCAUCUCACAAUACCCAGAGGACGAGAGAUCCACCUAUCAGGGAGCAACUUAUCCAGGCGCACAGGGUGCUCCAAAUUAUGGAGCCGUUUGAUAUAUGCGCUCUGCGAACAUGAACGCCUACCAUGAGUAUGAAGUGGUUGUUUGUAUACGUUAUUCUGACGGAAUACGUAUAAUGAUGUGUGAUAUUUACCUU
Molecule: messenger RNA, 598 nt
Organism: Williopsis jadinii
Lineage: Eukaryota; Fungi; Ascomycota; Saccharomycetes; Phaffomycetales; Wickerhamomycetaceae
Product: YqaE/Pmp3 family membrane protein
Exons: 2
Coding region: 254-496 (80 amino acids)
Cellular component (GO): membrane
Source: RefSeq, a predicted model, not a curated record